Molecule: messenger RNA, 283 nt
Organism: Pseudovirgaria hyperparasitica
Lineage: Eukaryota; Fungi; Ascomycota; Dothideomycetes; Acrospermales; Acrospermaceae
Exons: 1
Coding region: 76-237 (53 amino acids)
Source: RefSeq, a predicted model, not a curated record
CUAGCUCUUUCACGUGCUCGACCUCAUCUCCCGAAGCUUUGAUCUGACUUCUUAGCAACAUCAAUACUGUAUCUUAUGGGCGUUACCGUCAUUUGGCACGCAACCACGCUCAUUUUCUAUGGCUCUGUGACUGGUCUGAGCUCUGUCCAAAAUGGAUCCGAUAUCAGAGAUGAUUUCGUCGAAAAAGAAUUCAGGCUUGUGAAUACUGUGGCGAUUUACUCGGAACCAAGAGACUAAAUGAGUCUUCGAGCACGCACAGUAUACUUGAAAGAGGGUCUGGGUG